AUGCCAUUCUAUCUGUCCAUUUUCCUAUCUGGCAAUCCCGUCUCCUUAAUGCCGGUGGAGGAAGCAGCAGCAUUGACCAAAGUGAUAUAUAAACCCCUUGUCUGCGAUUGCAAUAUUUACGUCGAUGGCAUUCAUAUGGAACUGUCUCUAUGGGACACCGCUGGACAAGAAGAAUUCGAUCGUCUCCGUGCGCUAUCAUACGACGACACACAAGUCAUAAUGUUAUGUUUUAGCGUCGAUAGCAAAGACUCCCUGGAGAACGUCGAAUCAAAAUGGAUGGCUGAAAUUGCGGAACAUUGCGCCGGAGCCAAAAUUGUCCUAGUCGCAUUGAAGUGCGACUUGAGAGAGGAGGUGGACGAAAAGGAGGACGAGAAUGCGGAACCACAACCUCAGGAGAAACCAAUCGUCAAGUACGAUAAGGGACUGGAGGUUGCAAAGAGAAUUGGUGCCUUGAGAUAUUUAGAAUGCUCCGCCAUGCGAAAUCGCGGUGUCAACGAAGCCUUCACGGAGGCUGCCAGAGUAGCAUUGACUGUUAAACCUUCGAAGUCGUCCGAUAACGCUGGGAAAUGCACUAUCUUGUGAUGCAUGUGCUUCGACAAAAAACGAGGUCUCAGACACCCCGCUUCUCCUCCGUUUCCCGCACAUACAUUUUUGAUCACUUGCCCUGCCUGUCUACACACUAACGGCUUUUCAUUCAAUCUUAUGUAAAUAUCCCCCAGGCCUUUAUUCUCCUUCCAAAGAAACCUCUAUUUCUUCCAGUCAGUCCUGAUUCAUGGCAGCUACGCUUUUUUUUUUUUCUACUUUUUCAUUCUCGUUUUCCCUUAUCCACCCUGAUGAAUAUGGUGAGAGUGUGUUUCAUUUCAUUGUAUUUUUUUCGCUUUACUUCCCUCACUCUAAUCACCCGCUCUCCGCCUUUGAAGUUCUGAAGUUAUUUUUUUGGCCCCUUUUGUUUCUCUUCAGAUACGUCAUUGUAAUGGAGCAAAAACAUAUCAAGGGGGAGUGAUACCAGUUUGACUUUCCCUCUAUCAAUAUUCGUUUUGUUUCCUCGUGCACCUUGCUUUCCCGCUCCUUUUUAACAGCCAAAAACUACAUUCGAAAUUAUUACUUUAAUUAAUGUUUUGUUUUGUUCGUUUCUAUAUAUUUUGGCUUCUCUGUAUAUACAACAGAGGAACACAUUUUAAUUGUUUACAUUCGUAUUUCUGUAUUUUGAAUUCUCUUGGAAAAUAUUUAUGUAUUUAUUAUCAUGUUAACUCAACCUUCGUUUUACUUUGAUUCAUUUAUUCUCUUUAUAUUCUACACAAAUUUUGUAUCUAAUACUGUUUCUUUCACUUUUUGAAUAAUAAUAAUAAACGAGUUGUUGGCAUCC
Molecule: messenger RNA, 1366 nt
Organism: Histoplasma capsulatum G186AR
Lineage: Eukaryota; Fungi; Ascomycota; Eurotiomycetes; Onygenales; Ajellomycetaceae
Product: Rho3 GTPase
Exons: 4
Coding region: 1-582 (193 amino acids)
Biological process (GO): small GTPase-mediated signal transduction
Molecular function (GO): GTPase activity; GTP binding
Source: RefSeq, a predicted model, not a curated record